This is a messenger RNA of Vicia faba (fava bean), 1566 nucleotides long. Lineage: Eukaryota; Viridiplantae; Streptophyta; Magnoliopsida; Fabales; Fabaceae. The record is from the annotation of a GenBank genome assembly.
AUGAAAGAAUAUUGGACUUCUCUAGCCUCAAUUCUCGGCGUAUUCGCUUUCUGUCAAACAAUACUCCAAACCGUUUUCCCACCAGAGCUUCGUUUCGCUACAGCCAAACUCUUGAACAAAAUCUUCAACUGUUUCUCAUCCUACUGUUACUUCGAAAUCACCGAAAUCGACGGCGUUAACACCAACGAACUCUACAACGCCGUCCAGCUUUACCUAAGCUCCUCCGUCUCAAUCACCGGCAACCGUUUAAGCCUAACACGCGCCGUCAACUCCAGCGCCUUCACCUUCGGCCUCGCAAACAAUGACAGCAUCGUUGACACGUUCAACGGCGUCAACGUCGUCUGGGAGCACGUCGUCACUCAGAGAAACUCUCAGACAUUCUCAUGGCGUCCGUUACCAGACGAAAAACGUGGGUUCACUCUUCGGAUUAAGAAGAAAGACAAAUGUUUGAUCCUGAACAAUUAUUUGGAUUACAUUAUGGAGAAAGCGAGUGAUAUUCGGAGGAAAAAUCAGGAUCGUUUGUUGUAUACGAAUUCUCGAGGUGGAUCGUUGGAUUCUAGAGGCCAUCCAUGGGAAUCUGUGCCGUUUAAACAUCCAAGCACUUUUGAUACAUUGGCUAUGGAUCCUGAGAAAAAGCAAGAGAUUAUGAAUGAUCUUGAAGAUUUUGCUAAUGGACAAGGGUUUUAUCAUAAAACUGGUAGGGCUUGGAAGAGAGGUUAUCUUCUUUAUGGGCCACCGGGAACUGGAAAAUCUAGCAUGAUUGCUGCUAUGGCUAAUUUUCUUGGUUAUGAUAUUUAUGACCUGGAGUUAACUGAAGUCCAUAAUAAUUCUGAACUGAGAAAGCUUCUCAUGAAGACGAGUUCGAAAUCUAUUAUUGUUAUUGAGGAUAUUGAUUGUUCUAUUAACCUCACUAAUAGAAAAAACAAUAAAAACAAUGUUUUGAGUUCGAGUUCGGGUUCGGGUUUGGGUUGUUCUAGAAGUUAUUAUGAGUCUGGUUUAGGUGAGAUCAGAGGUGGUGCUGGUGGUGGUGAAGAGAAUGGGAAUUCGAUAACUCUUUCUGGGUUGUUGAAUUUUACUGAUGGGUUAUGGUCAUGUUGCGGGAGUGAGAGGAUAUUUGUGUUUACUACAAACCACAUUGAGAAGCUUGAUCCUGCUUUGUUGAGGAGUGGGAGAAUGGAUAUGCAUAUUUUCAUGAGUUAUUGUUCUAUGCAAGCUUUGAAGAUAUUGUUGAAGAAUUACUUGGGGUGUGAGGAAGGUGUUGAUUUGGAUGAGUAUGUUAUGAAGGAGUUGGAGGAGGUUAUUGGAAUGGCGAGGAUGACACCGGCGGAUAUAAGUGAGGUUUUGAUCAAGAAUCGGAGGAAGAAGGAGAGAGCUGUGGAUGAGUUGUUGGAGAUUUUCAAGGUGAGAGCAAAGAAGAAUGGGAAAAAUGGUGAAGGAGAUGAAGAUGAUGAUGAGGAGGAAGAGGAACAAGAGAAAAGGGCACUUGAUAGUGAUAGUCCUAAACAAGAAUCUGAGGUUGAAGAUGAUUGCAAGGAAGCUUCGGAGGAAGAAGAGAAAAUUAAGUGA